AUGCAUAUCAAGGGCGUCUCGUUACUUGCGGCGGCCGUUGGCCCACCUUGCGUCUUUGCUGCGCCUCCCGUAGAGGCCAAACCUUACAGCAACAGUACAUGUCUAAAAACUACUGUUGCGAUCUUAGGCGCAGGUGUCGCUGGUAUCACAGCAGCUCAAGCACUAGCAAACCAGUCCAUUUCGGAUUUCCUCAUGCUCGAAUACAAUGAGCAGGUUGGUGGUCGUAUGCGACAUACCAACUUCGGUUCUGACGCUGCUGGAAACCCUUACGUGGUUGAACUCGGUGCCAAUUGGAUCUCAGGAACAGGUACACCGAAAGGACCAGAAAAUCCAGUAUGGACAUUCUCCAAGCAGGCCAACCUGUCGAGCACAUAUUCAAACCUGAGCAAUCUUGCCACCUACGACGAGACUGGUGCUGCCGACUACAUGGAUAUUCUCGACGAAUACGACGAGAAGUCCACGGCUUUCGAACAAGCUGCAGGACGGAUCUUGACAGAAAACUUGCAAGAUAAGAGCCAGCGUGCCCUCUAUUCCGAGAAUGACUGGAAAACCAACCGUAACGCCAAGCGCAAGGCGGUCGAGUGGUGGAGGUUUGAUUGGGAUGCAGCGGCAACACCUGAGGAAUCAAGCGCUGUCUUUGCUACUACAGCAUCCAACCUCACGUACUACCAGUUCAAGGAUGAGGACUACUUUAACAUCGAUCAGCGCGGUUUCAACGCAUGGCUCAAGCAUGAAGCGGCGAAGUUCUUGCAGCCAAACGAUCGCCGCCUGCUCUUUAACACGACUGUCAAGGGCAUCGAAUACUCCGACUCUGGUGUGAAGAUCAGCAAUGAGGACGGAUCUUGUGUCGAAGCCGACUACGCUAUUUGCACGUUUGCACUUGGCGUCCUACAAGAGGGUGUGGUUGAGUUCACUCCAGCGCUCCCAGAAUGGAAGGAGUCCUCGAUUGCCACCUUUGGCAUGGGUACCUACACUAAGAUCUUCAUGCAAUUCAACGAGACUUUCUGGCCCACAGACAAGGAGUUCUUCUUGUACGCUCACCCCACAACUCGCGGAUACUACCCUCAAUUUCAAUCUCUUUCGAAGGAGGGCUUCUUCCCCGGCAGCAAUAUUCUCUUCGCCACCGUAAUCGACGAACAGAGCUACCGCAUCGAAGCUCAGGACGAUGAGACAACAAAAGCAGAGGUCAUGGAAGUCUUACGCCAAAUGUUCCCUGACGUCGACAUCCCAGAACCAAUUGCGUUUAUGUACCCUCGCUGGGCUGAGAACCCGUGGACAUACGGUAGCUAUUCUAACUGGCCUGCCGGCACAACGUUGGAGCAGCACCAAAACUUGCGCGCAAACGUCGAGAGGUUGUACUUCGCUGGCGAGCACACAUCUGCUGAGUACUUUGGGUUCCUGCAUGGAGCUUGGUUUGAGGGCCAGGAAGCGGGCAAGCGCAUCGCGGGAGCACUUGGCAAGGAAUGCUUGAAUAAGGACAGCGGGUGCGGAAACUACAGGAGAUAUGAAGUGCUGAAGGGCACGACAGACAGAUCGGAGUACAACGAUUACAAUGGAAUGGGCGCUGACCCAUUCUUCGUUGCAGAAGGCGACAGUGACGAUAGCACCAUCACUCGCCGAAGUCUGAAGCGCGCACACAAGAGACGCCAUUAGCAUCGAGGCAAAGCAUGGCUUCAACGCUAAUCUGUAAUGUCAAGUACUCAGCCGUCAGCACUCUGUCGUCAGCACUCAGGAGUUCCCAAACUCCUCUGCCUUGUUAAGCUAAAGAAUCUCUCACCAUCAAGCCGGACUUCUCCUCAGCCCAAAGCCUUCUAUAGGUAGCUGCAG
Molecule: messenger RNA, 1827 nt
Organism: Macroventuria anomochaeta
Lineage: Eukaryota; Fungi; Ascomycota; Dothideomycetes; Pleosporales; Didymellaceae
Product: polyamine oxidase-like protein
Exons: 3
Coding region: 1-1653 (550 amino acids)
Molecular function (GO): oxidoreductase activity
Source: RefSeq, a predicted model, not a curated record